AUGACCCGUACCGCCGAGCUCGAGAGCAAGAUUGACGGUCCUAUAUCCCAGUUGCAGUUGCGCAAUGUCAUAGAAAGCGAUGCAACACCGAGGCAAAAUCCGAUGCUGCCGGAGUCCGCAGGGGCGUCAUCAUAUCCGCCCUCGGAUGCUGGGGAAGAUGAAAUUCCAGACAAAGAUGAAUCGGAAAUGAAAAAUGAAGACAACGGUGAGAUUCAGGAACACACGCGCAAGAGUAACUCGCCAGAACUGCGAGUUUCUGAGGUCGAAGCCGAGACGUUUCUCACGACGUUCCGGGCGUGCAUGCUACCCCACUUCCCCUUUGUGGACCUUCCGGCCCCUAUGACAGCACUUACCACUAUGAUUGACGACCCAGGCUGGGAUCGUGCUGCCGUGGGGGCCAUCAUUGACGUGCCUAUGCUCCUUGGCCGCAUUGACGAUAAAUUGGAGCUGGUAUCUCGGACGGUCGCGGAAGAAGACAGCGAUGGGAUAUUCACCGAGCUGGCGCAGAUGAUGCGUGAGUUCUACUCCGACUUAGCCGGCAGCACGGCGCACGAAAUCGGGGAAGUGGGGCCGGAGUUGCCUGGUGCGCCGGCUAAUGACAUUGGAACAUACUGUGACUAG
Messenger RNA from Neoarthrinium moseri, 621 nucleotides. RefSeq lists its product as uncharacterized. NCBI's taxonomy places the organism in Eukaryota, Fungi, Ascomycota, Sordariomycetes, Amphisphaeriales, Apiosporaceae. Bases 1 to 621 code for a protein of 206 amino acids. The transcript has a single exon. The record is from RefSeq and is a predicted model, not a curated record.